Messenger RNA from Asparagus officinalis (garden asparagus), 4752 nucleotides. RefSeq names its product leucine-rich repeat receptor protein kinase MSP1. The transcript has 5 exons. The coding region runs from base 617 to 4507 and encodes 1296 amino acids. Gene Ontology annotation, molecular function: protein kinase activity; ATP binding; protein binding. Gene Ontology annotation, biological process: protein phosphorylation. Lineage: Eukaryota; Viridiplantae; Streptophyta; Magnoliopsida; Asparagales; Asparagaceae. The record is from RefSeq and is a predicted model, not a curated record.
CAGCAGGGUUUCAGGGAGUACGCUCGUAACCGCCUCUGCUGCACUUUUUCUCUUUCCUCCUCAAUUCUCUCUCUCUUACUUUCUCUUUCUACUCUCUCUCUCUCCUCCUUCACGCCAUUCCCAUUGCUGUACGAUAAAGGCGACGUUUUUACAACAAAGACAGCCCCUUUCUCAUUCUCUCUCAACUGAUACGGGAGUUCAUCAACAAAGCAAUAAGCUUUUUCUCAUCCCCCCUCCCCCCCUCCGAGCUCGCUCAGGGUACUAACGCAAACCGAUGGUUGCUGAAGCAAAUAACUUGUGCUUAAGGUGAAAGUUGGCAUUACCAAAUAAGGGUUUGGACAAGUCCAGUCCAUCAACCUUGAAGCUUACCAGUUCUCUUAACUUCUUCAGAUUUCAGAACCUGUUUCAGAUUGUGAGGCCUGUCUGCUUGGUAUUUUUUGUGACAAAGUGAAAGCGUCAAGCUGUUCUGAUCUCAAAUAUUAGCAGGGUUAACUUGGGCUGGUGUAUCGCAACAUUUCAAAUGAGGUGAAACUGGAAUAUAUAAAUUGGUUCACUCCCUUCAAUCCAAAAGCUGCAACUUGUUCUAAACAUAAUUGAGGCUAUCUCUUGCAGAAGGAUGUCAUAUAUUCAUCCAUUCCUCUUUUAUUUCCUUCUCUGCAUCUCUACCUCAAGUGCAAAUUAUGCAGGAGAUAUCCAAACAUUAAUCACUCUGAGGGAUGAAUUUUCUCCAGCAAAAAAUCUUAUUCCCAACUGGUUUGAUCCCAAAAUCCCACCCUGCAAUUGGACUGGCAUAACCUGUACUGGGCUAACUGUUGAAGGAAUAGAUUUAUCAUACAUUCCCCUUAAACUCUCUAUUCCAAGCUGCAUUGGGGAAUUUAGAUCUCUGAAGCUCCUCAACUUCAGCAAUUGUCAACUCUCCGGUCAACUUCCAGAAUCAAUCAGCAAGUUAAAAGACCUACAAAAACUAGACUUAAGUACAAAUCAACUCUCGGGAGCUCUUCCACCGUGGAUUGCCAAUCUGAAAAUGCUCAGGGAACUAAUGUUGGACAACAAUUCCUUCUAUGAAAGCUUGACUCCAUUCAUUUGCCAGCUUCGAGGUCUUGUAAAGCUUUCUGUGAAAGCAAAUUCCUUUUCUGGAAGUCUAUCACCGAACAUUGGAAAUCUUCAGAACCUGGAAUUUCUUGACUUGAGUAGCAAUUCAUUCUCUGGAGUUUUACCUCCCAACCUUGGAAAUCUCACAAGGCUUCAGCAUUUGGAUAUCAGCCAAAAUGGGUUCACUGGAUCGAUCUUUCCUGGCAUUGGAAAUCUGCGGAAUCUCUUAACACUUGAUUUAUCUACCAACAGCUUGACGGGAAUCUUGCCUUCAGAAAUUGGCAAUUUGGAAAGCCUUGAGUUGCUUUGGCUGGGACCAAAUGGCUUCACUGGUAAUAUUCCUGCGGAGAUCGGCAACCUGAAGAAGCUCAGAGCACUUUCUCUCCGAAUUUGCAAGCUUCAAGGGGAAAUUCCAGACGAAAUAUCCAAUCUGAAGAGUUUGACAGAGUUGGAUAUGUCAGAGAACAGUUUCGAAGGGGAAUUGCCAGCUGAAAUAGGGAAUUUGGGUAAUUUGAAAUAUUUGGUAGCAGCUAAUGCAGGGUUGGAUGGGCUCAUUCCAAAGAGUUUGGGACGAUGCAAGAAUUUAACAAUGCUAGAUUUGUCAUUCAAUUCUCUCUCGGGUCCUUUACCAGAGACUUUGACUGGGUUGCAAUCGAUCAGGACUUUCAUCGUCGAAGGGAAUCAUCUUUCAGGUCCAAUACCAAUCUGGAUAUCAAACUGGAAACUCGUCAAUUCGAUUAGGCUUGGCAAGAAUCUCUUCUGUGGUUCUUUACCAUCUAUAAAACUGCAAUUUUUGAUAGAAUUUUCAGCUGAUGCCAACCAAUUAUCAGGGGAGAUCCCUUCUUCUAUCUGUGAAGCUCAGUCUUUUUCUUCUCUUUCACUCUCUGAAAACAAUCUUACUGGGAGCAUUGAGCACACCUUCAAACGCUGCUCAAAUCUAACCACCCUCACACUUAUGGGAAACAAUUUGUCUGGAGAGGUACCAGGUUAUUUUGGUGAGCUACCUCUUAUCACCCUCGAACUGUCACAGAAUAACUUCUCUGGUUCUCUCCCUGAUCAGCUUUGGGAGUCACACACCAUUCUCGAAAUUUUCCUGGGCAAUAACAAGCUUGAUGGCCAGAUUCCUGAUAAUAUCGGAAGACUUGCUGGAUUACAGAGGUUGAUUUUGGAAAAUAAUUUAUUUGAAGGACCCAUUCCGAGCUCUAUUGGGAAACUAAGGAACCUGACCAAUUUGUCACUCCACGGAAAUAGAUUAUCUGGUGAAAUCCCUGCAGAACUCUUCGACUGUGAGAAUUUAGUAGCUCUUGAUCUAGGCAUGAACAAUUUGACUGGGUCAAUUCCUAAAGCCAUAUCUCGCUUGAAGCUACUCGAUAACUUGGUUCUGGCUCAAAACCAGCUCUCGGGUCAAAUACCAAAUGAGAUAUGUGCCGGGUUUCAACAGGUUGUAGACUUACCCGAUUCUGAGUUCAGUCAACAUUAUGGUGUGCUAGAUUUGUCAUAUAACAAUCUCACAGGUAGCAUUCCCUUAGCAAUCAAGAACUGCACUGUGGUGAAGGAGCUUCGACUGCAAGGUAAUAAACUCAAUGGCAGCAUCCCUUAUGAGCUCACUGUGUUAUUGAACUUGACCAUCUUGGAUUUGUCCUUCAAUUAUCUGACUGGUGACAUCAUUCCUCGUCAUUUCCCUAUGAGAAAUCUCCAAGGGCUCUUACUGUCAAACAACAAGCUUGAAGGUUCUAUCCCUGAUGAUUUGAGCACAAUGGUACCUAACCUUGUGAAACUUAAUUUAUCCAGCAACCAACUUACCAGUCACUUUCCAGGAUCCAUCUUCAAUAUCAAGAGCCUGACUCAUAUUGAUAUCAGCCAGAAUCUCCUUCAGGGACCUAUACCAUUUUCUGGGAGCAUUUCCCUUCUGAUACUCAAUGCAAGCAACAAUCAGUUCUCUGGUUCUAUAUCAAAGUUUGUUUCCAAUUUGACUUCCCUUUCAAUUCUCGACCUCCACAAUAACAAUCUCACCGGCAGCCUUCCUUUGUCGCUUACAACUCUUGAUUACUUAACAUACCUUGAUCUUUCUAACAACGAUCUUUAUGAUGCUAUCCCUUGUGAUAUUUGUAGCAUUGUUGGGCUUUCCUUUGUAGAUUUAUCUGGAAACAAGUUUGACAAGUUCUCACCUGAGAAUUGCAAGGUUAGCAACUCUUGUAGAGGCAGUCACAUUGCAUCAGUUCCUUUUGGAGCUCACCCCUCUCCACGAGCUCUAACUCAAGCAUCUGUUUGGGGAAUUAUUAUUGGGGGCUCUACCAGUUUCCUCGUUCUUCUGUUUAGCUUCCUUCGUUGGCGUACACUAAGGCAGGGAAGUUCAACUCUUGGUCUUUCCAGCAAGGGAAAGCCAUCGGCCAUUGAACCAGCAUCUACCGAUGAGCUCCUAGGCAAAAAGUUGAAAAAAGAACCCAUUAGCAUAAACAUAGCUACUUUUGAGCAUGCACUCCUUCGACUAACUCUUGGUGAUAUCUUGAAAGCAACAGAUAACUUCAGCAAGGCCCACAUCAUCGGUGACGGUGGCUUUGGCACUGUUUAUAAGGCAGUCCUUCCAGAAGGCGGCGUGGUCGCAAUCAAGAGGCUAAGUGGUGGAGCGAGUUAUCAAGGCGAUCGAGAGUUCUUGGCAGAAAUGGAGACGAUAGGUAAGGUGAAGCACCGCAAUUUGGUCCCUCUCCUCGGCUACUGCGUCUUUGGGGAUGAACGCUUCUUGAUCUAUGAAUACAUGGCAAACGGGAGCCUUGACCUGUGGCUGCGUAAUCGAGCAGAUGCAAUAGAAACACUUGAUUGGCCAACCCGGUUCAGGAUUUGCCUUGGCUCUGCACGUGGUCUUGCAUUCCUCCACCAUGGAUUUGUACCACACAUAAUUCACCGAGACGUGAAGUCCAGUAACAUUCUACUCGACGAGGGUUUCGAACCGAGAGUAUCUGAUUUUGGACUGGCACGCAUCAUAAGUGCUUGUGAGACGCACGUGAGCACAGACCUUGCUGGGACUUUCGGAUAUAUCCCACCGGAGUAUGGCAUGAGUAUGAAGUCGACAGCAAAGGGCGAUGUGUAUAGUUUCGGUGUAGUAGUGUUGGAGUUGAUAACAGGAAGGCCAGCGACUGGGGAGGAGUUGUUAGAUGGAGGAGGGAACCUCGUGGGAUGGGUGAGGUGGAUAGAAGAGAAGGGAAAAAUCGAUCUCGUGUUUGACCCAUGCUUGAUGUCAGCAUGUGAUGGUGGUCGUGGGAGAUGGAGAGAGCAAAUGAGAAGGGUCCUGACAGUGGCGAAAGCAUGCACAGCCGACGAGCCAUGGAGGAGACCGAGCAUGCUCGAGGUGGUGAAGAAUUUCAAGGGGAUUGAGUUGAUGGAGGAUUACAGUGAUACAGGCGCACAAGGCGUUUGAUCGUGGAAGGUACUAACUAACUAGCUACUGAAUAUGUUGUUGUUCCGUGCCUUAUAUAUCAUAUGUUUUUCUAUGUAGUUUAGUGAAAGCUGUAUGUGAAUUUGAGAGAUCAAAUGUGGUGUAAAUAAUCUGCUAACAAAAUCGAGCAUGUAUCAUUCUGGAAUGAGUAAAAUUGAGGUAUUAGAAAACUUGACUGUUUCCUGAUCCAGAAGCUAUAUUAGAAAAGUCUUACCUUGAUGCGAUAA